AUGCGUUCCUUGACCUGGCUAGGGCUGAUUGCCUGUGCAGGAACUGCAUUGGCAUCGGGAUCUCCGCCUGUGAUCAAAGACGAUGGCGAAACCGAGUUGAUAUGCCACACCAAGAACGCAACCGAUUGUUAUCCCAAGGUCUUCCAAGCGACGAAUGAAUUCCAACCAGUACGCCCAGACCAGGACAUACCGCCUGGCCUUCACGUCCGCCUGAACAUACAGACGGGCGAGAAGGAGGCAAAACUCAACGACCCAAAUGAGAAGAGACCCGACUUGGAGGGUCUCCCUGUUGAUAGCUCUAUCGUCCUCGUGGAUCCAGAAGACGGUGCCGAAAGGCCCAUUCCGGCCGGCGCUCCGAAAUACGACCCUGUCGGCAAGGUCAAGGAGCAGACAGGACCAGAGGCUGAGCAACUCCAUCACGCCCUGGCCGUUUUGAAGGCGGACCGUGUAGGCAAUGGCCCGGGUUUCGAUGACGCCCUUGAAAAGCUUAAUGAGCUUUCCCAUGACAUGUACUUUGGCUCGAUCAUUUCGCAGGACCUCGACGUCCUACGCUCGCUGUUGUGUGUUAUGAGCACAGAGGACGCUUUUUUGAAGGAUGCAGCAUCUUUGGCCAUCCCCCGCGCCCUCCGGGCGGCUGGAACCAUCUCGGCCGCACUGCAGAACAACCCUGCAGCUCUCAAGGCGGUGGAAAAACACUGGCCGGCUCUUAUGGAGGCAACCUGCUCCAGUGACGGGAAGCAAGCCUCGCUCGGCAGCCUUGUCUUUUCCACCAUUCAGCCAGGCAAAGGAAUUUCGACUGCUUCUGGCCGGGACCCUGGACCAAGCCUAGUCAAAGCAAAGCUGUCUGCCGUCAAUGGUCUCUUGAAGAGUGCUAAGAUACGUCAAUUCUUCCUAGACAAAGAUGGCAUGCAAGAGAUUCUGCGCAUCCUAAUCGUCAAGGAUCCCAAGUAUAAUGACGCUCAAGUGAGAGCGGCAAAUCUGGUGUCCGAUACAUUCCUUGACGAAAGCAUGGGUGCCAUUACUGGACAAUGGCCGACAAAGGCGGCCUCUAGUGCUGCCUACUGUGAAGUGACGGGCAAUACUAUGCAGGAUGUAUGCUGGGACUAUCAUAUUGCAAAAACAGCUGCUGAGACCAAGUCGGAUUCGGACCAUUGGAGUGGUUCUUUGUUGACUAUGCUUCGGGACCAACUGAAGGCAAAGGGCAAGGGUUCAGCGUUUCCCGACGCGGCUCGGGCCUCGACGACAUGUCACCACUGCCUGGACCAAAACGCCAAGGUCUUCGGAUGUAUGGGCUGCGAAAAGGCUGUCAAGUACUGCAGUAGCGAGUGCCAAAAAGCCAACUGGAAACUAGUGCAUUCCAAGGAAUGCAAAGUAUUCCGUAAGGUCCGGACGGCGGUGGGCAAAGAUUGGCUACCGACUCCCGUGAGGACGCUGGUGCAACUCCUGGUCCGUUGGGUUGAGGUACAAGAAAUUGUAGCACAGCUCGAGGGCAACGACGAGCGGUUCAAGCAGAGGAAACAACUGUGGGAGGAUAUGAAGUUGCAGGCGUAUGCGGGUAUUCACUACGCUGGACGCAAGGAGGACGAUGCGAAUCUGUUCUUGUCCCUGGACGUAUUGUGCAAGAUCCAAACAAACUCCUUUGACAGGUUCGAUGCCGACACAGGCGCGAGCGGCACAUUUCUCGAUCCUGUGCUUGCUAUGGUCAACCACUCGUGUGUACCCAAUGCGGUCGUGCUAUUUUGGCGGCGCAAGGCUUACCUCAGAGCAGAGAUGCCUAUCAAGCAAGGAUCCGAGAUUUGCAUCUCGUACAUCGACUACACAAAGCCCGUCAGGUUCCGGCAAGAGGACUUGUGGCUUUACCAUUUCACCUGCAAAUGUCCACGAUGCAAGGACGAUCUGAAUGUUUACCAAGUUUGUCGGGACUCGCCAGUAGUCGCGCUGAACGAUGCCACUUUAUCUCCGGGCGUCGAGCAACUAAUGUACCCACCUGGGGAGGCCGACCGCUUCAAGCAGAAAUCCUGGCGCUCCAAGGUGGAAGCUAUAUAUGAGGAGUGCCGACAUGACCGCAGCGCCAAGCCGACGUUUGAGGAACGGCUUGCGAUGCUUAAGGCGAACUGGCAGAGUUGCAAGCCGCUCGUCGAUGCGCAACUUUGGGCUUCGCAGCCCCUCGCACAAACUCUGCAGGCAGCAACUCUCUACUACCUGGGCACGGAAAACCUCACGAAAGCACUCUCGACGGCCUGUUUGACCGCGCUGCACUGUGAUCCAUAUCAAUACGUCGCGCCCUUCAAGACCUUCCGGUUGACGGGUCUCAUGCUCAUUGCCAAAAUCUUGACACAGACGUCGGUUCCGGAUCGGGAGGAGCUCGCCAAGACAGCGCACCCAGAGAUCCUCGCGAUACUGGACCGAACCGAUCAAGCUUCCAUGCUGCAUGCGAUCCUGCUGAUCGUCGUCAAUAACGCCCCUAAAGGACACUCUGAUGAUUGGGAGGUCUUGCACGAGGCCAAGACCAUGCUGUCCGGAAUUGAAAGCAUAGAGGGGCGGGAAGAUGAGUCUAUGCUGUUGAGGAGAUGGGUGAAGAACCCUGGAAAUCAUGCGGACAAGGCCUUCUUCCAGGAGAGGGUGCUCAGGCCAGUUGGGGCACUGGCAAAGCUCGCACCAGAAAUUCUGAGGGCUGAUUUAGGCUAG
Molecule: messenger RNA, 2688 nt
Organism: Pyricularia pennisetigena
Lineage: Eukaryota; Fungi; Ascomycota; Sordariomycetes; Magnaporthales; Pyriculariaceae
Exons: 4
Coding region: 1-2688 (895 amino acids)
Cellular component (GO): nucleus
Molecular function (GO): protein binding
Source: RefSeq, a predicted model, not a curated record